Molecule: messenger RNA, 640 nt
Organism: Chrysoperla carnea
Lineage: Eukaryota; Metazoa; Arthropoda; Insecta; Neuroptera; Chrysopidae
Exons: 4
Coding region: 179-640 (153 amino acids)
Source: RefSeq, a predicted model, not a curated record
AUUUUAUCAGUUUUGAAAUAAUGGGAAUAUUUUAAUCGAAUUAAAUGUUCUUAAAAGAAAUAUUCGAGUUGGUAUUACACUAAAUUUUAAUACAAUUCUUCGAUAUUUUUGUAGUGAAAAGGGUCCAUUAUAUAAUUUUCAAUUUUUAAAUGGAACAAGUGCGGCUUAUAUUGAAGAAAUGUACCAAAAUUGGAAAAAAGAUCCAACUAAAGUUCAUUCCUCUUGGGAUGUCUUUUUUAAAACUGAAACCUACGCGUCUCCACCUGGAAUAUCACCAAACUCUACACAACAAAUAACCAAAACACCACAAGUUAGUCAAGUUACCAUAUCAACUACUUCUAAACCUGUUCCGCAAAAAAUUGAACCUGCAAAACAACCAAUACAAAAACCAAUCGAAUUUCCUCCGAAGACAUCAACAGUCGAAGAAAGAAAAUCAAAAGAUACGAUUUUACUACAACCGCCACCACCGAUGCCACCUAUUGAUUCUAGAUUAGUAAUCUCCAAAGAAGUGGAUACUCGAUUCUUAAAUUUGAAUACAGUCAGUGAUGUUGAAGAACAUACACAUAUUUACAUGUUGAUGCAAAGUUAUCAAGUGAGAUUUAUUUUAAACUGGGACCUACAAUUACUUACGUACUUUUGA